Paramecium primaurelia is the source of this 455-nucleotide messenger RNA. Lineage: Eukaryota; Ciliophora; Oligohymenophorea; Peniculida; Parameciidae. The record is from the annotation of a GenBank genome assembly.
AUGAUUGUGUUGAUAAUCCAUCUUCUUUAUAUUGUCUAAAAUUAAUUAGACCUCAGGAGUUUGUUCAAGUGAUAUAAUUAAUCAUAAUUUUAGGCCUUACUACUCAAAAGUCCAAUCAAACUUAGAGGUAUCAUCAGGAACCUGUAAUAAUUCUAUCGUUCUAGAUAUUUAUUUCAAAAAUGAUGGAAUGUAAAUUGUGAUAGAAAGAGCGCCAUAUAUGAUUGAAUCGUAAGCAACCAUCUCAAAUUUAUAUGCACCAGAUAUCAAUGGAAAUCUUUAUGGUAUUUGUUCAAGAUAUCUUUGGUUACACUGCGACAGAAUUUAUGUUUCACAGACCAUCUGAACAUAAUAUUGAAGGCUCUUGCUAUGAUUUAGAAAUGCAAAUAGCCCACAAAUUAAAAAUAGAAUUAAGUAGUGUUAUUUUUAGUCUGAGUUCAGUGCCACCAUUACGAAAG